Messenger RNA from Perognathus longimembris pacificus (Pacific pocket mouse), 2710 nucleotides. RefSeq names its product copine 2 (gene Cpne2). Gene Ontology annotation, cellular component: plasma membrane. Gene Ontology annotation, molecular function: calcium-dependent phospholipid binding. The coding region runs from base 262 to 1902 and encodes 546 amino acids. Lineage: Eukaryota; Metazoa; Chordata; Mammalia; Rodentia; Heteromyidae. The record is from RefSeq and is a predicted model, not a curated record. Gene Ontology annotation, biological process: cellular response to calcium ion. The transcript is spliced from 16 exons.
CCCGCCGGCCGGGGAGGAAGACCCGGCCACGAGCGAGCGAGCGAGCAAAGGAGCGAGCCAGCGAGCGAUCGGCGGCGCACGGAGCGGGCAUGGCCGCGCGGGCAGCGCUCUGACCCGUCCCGCGCCUCGGGCCCCGCCGAGCGGCGCCGCGCCGGGCGAUGCCCCGCGGCCCGGAGCGCGGGUAACGGCCGCCGCGUGGUGAGCAGCGGUGCCCGCGGGGCGCGCGACUGCCAGGAGCUGCUGCUGCCCCCACCCACCCCCAUGGCCUACAUCCCGACCCCCCCAGCAGCGGGGGUCACCCCCAUGAGCUCCCAGUACUGCGUGUGCAAGGUGGAGCUGUCCGUGAGUGGCCAGAACCUGCUGGACCGGGAUGUCACCUCCAAGUCCGACCCCUUCUGUGUCCUCUUCACAGAGAACAAUGGCAGGUGGAUGGAGUACGACAGGACAGAAACGGCCGUCAACAACCUCAACCCUGCCUUCUCCAAGAAGUUUGUCCUCGACUACCACUUCGAAGAGGUGCAGAAGCUCAAGUUCGCCCUGUUUGACCAGGACAAGUCCAGCGCGCAGCUGGAUGAACAUGACUUUCUGGGCCAGUUCUCCUGUAGCCUGGGCACGAUCGUCUCUAGCAAGAAGAUCACUCGGCCUCUGCUGCUGCUGAAUGACAAGCCCGCAGGGAAGGGCCUGAUUACGAUUGCCGCCCAGGAACUGUCGGACAACCGGGUCAUCACGCUGAGCCUGGCAGGCAGGAAGCUGGACAAGAAGGAUCUCUUUGGGAAGUCGGACCCGUUUCUGGAGUUUUACAAGCCAGGGGAUGAUGGCAAAUGGAUGCUGGUGCACAGGACUGAGGUGAUCAAGUACACGCUGGAUCCUGUGUGGAAGCCGUUCACUGUGCCCCUGCUGUCCUUGUGCGAUGGCGAUUUGGAGAAGCCCAUCCAGGUCAUGUGCUACGACUAUGAUAAUGAUGGUGGCCACGACUUCAUCGGUGAGUUCCAGACUUCUGUGGCGCAGAUGAGUCAGGCUCGUGACGGCGUCCCGCUGGAGUUGGAGUGCAUUAACCCCAAGAAGCAGAGGAAAAAGAAGAGCUACAGAAACUCCGGUGUCAUCAUCUUGCGCUCCUGCAAGAUUCACCGAGACUACUCCUUCCUGGAUUACAUCCUGGGCGGCUGCCAGCUCAUGUUCACUGUGGGAAUAGACUUCACAGCCUCCAACGGGAAUCCUCUUGACCCUUCCUCUCUGCACUACAUCAACCCCAUGGGCACCAAUGAAUACCUGUCAGCCAUCUGGGCGGUGGGGCAGAUCAUUCAGGAUUACGACAGUGACAAGAUGUUUCCGGCUCUGGGAUUUGGGGCCCAGUUACCACCAGACUGGAAGGUCUCCCAUGAGUUUGCCAUCAACUUCAACCCCACCAACCCCUUCUGCUCAGGUGUGGAUGGCAUCGCCCAGGCGUACUCUGCCUGCCUGCCCCACAUCCGAUUCUAUGGUCCCACCAACUUCUCCCCCAUCGUCAAUCACGUGGCCCGCUUUGCAGCCCAGGCCACGCAGCAGCAGACAGCCACGCAGUACUUCAUCCUCCUCAUCAUCACGGACGGUGUCAUCAGUGACAUGGAGGAGACAAGGCACGCUGUGGUGCAGGCAUCCAAGCUGCCCAUGUCCAUCAUCAUUGUGGGUGUGGGCAACGCAGACUUCGCUGCCAUGGAGUUCCUGGAUGGAGACAGCCGCAGGCUGCGCUCCCACACGGGCGAGGAGGCAGCCCGUGACAUUGUGCAGUUCGUGCCCUUCCGGGAGUUCCGAAACGCAGCCAAAGAGACCCUGGCCAAAGCCGUGCUGGCGGAGCUGCCCCAACAAGUUGUACAGUAUUUCAAACACAAAAACCUGCCCCCCACCAACUCGGAGCCCGCCUGAGCCCAGCAGUGCCCACGCUCCCCAGCCACGCACGCUCACCCUGCCUCCUUGUGGGUGGCCUUUUCUACCAGUCCACGUUCUUAUUUUUUACAAUGGACCCCCAUUGCACCCAUUUUCCCCCAGAGCAGACGGGCUCCGUGUGUUCAAGUCAACCCCCGAUGCUUCCAGGAUGAACUUCCCUUCUCCCCUUAAGUAUUGAAUGUACUUUGUAUAAUUCUCGUGGAAUUAUUGUUAUUCGAGAAUAAAGUUUUUACAAUCAUAACUGGCUUUUUUCUAAGUAACUAGCUGCAGAAAGGAAUAUGUCCCCAGUCAAUACUUUAUGUUGUGGUGGGCACCCAAUUCCGGAUGUGUUUUUAAACUGUGUUCUGUUUGUUACACUCAGAGUAAUAAAGGAGUUUGCAAUGUCCCUGCAUUCACUAGCUCCUUCUUCAGCCAGGACCCUAAGGAGCUCACUGAUCCAGAAAGUGCAAUCAGAACUCCUCUCCCUACCCAGCACCCCUGCAGGAACUGGGGUGGUUCCUUCUGUGUAGGGACCCCUGUGAAACUAAGUUCAGGUCAUGGUGCACUGAACAUUCAUACAGGUCCAUGCCAUGUCUCUAGUGUCCCUAACCUUCUGUUCACUUUCCCUGGGCCCACACUGUCCCAUUUUUCCUGCCAUCUACUCUCUCCUCCCCUGAGACAUCUGGGCAAUGUGGUCUAUAGUGUGUGAAAGCCUCUUUGGGAGCAGGGCACUGAUGGCUCACAUCUGUUAUCCCAGCUACUCAAGAGGCUGAGAUCUGAGGAUAGUAAUUCAAAGCCAGCCCAAGCA